This is a messenger RNA of Plectropomus leopardus (leopard coralgrouper), 2430 nucleotides long. RefSeq names its product Kruppel like factor 4 (gene klf4). Gene Ontology annotation, biological process: regulation of transcription by RNA polymerase II. NCBI's taxonomy places the organism in Eukaryota, Metazoa, Chordata, Actinopteri, Perciformes, Serranidae. Gene Ontology annotation, molecular function: RNA polymerase II cis-regulatory region sequence-specific DNA binding; DNA-binding transcription factor activity, RNA polymerase II-specific. The record is from RefSeq and is a predicted model, not a curated record.
CAGUUCGGGCUGCCGGUCCCUGCAUGGCAACAGGCGCGAGGGGUUCCCCCGUACGUCGCCUCUCUGUCUAAAAAAAAAAAAGAAAGGAAAAUUGCUCUAACGUUAAAAGUUAUUGUGCUUGUACCGGGCGCGCCCAUGAACGGCAGCAUGUACUGGAAUAUAGUAUAACGCGCGACGCGGAGCAGAAAGUUUAAAGCCGGGGAAGCCAGUGCGGUCACACCGAGGAGCAGCCGAGAGGACUCCACAUCCAGAUUCUCAUUGAUGAGGCAGCCUCCAAAUGACGUCGAGAUGGCAUUAGGUGGGACUCUGCUUCCAUCUAUAUCCACGUUUGCCAGCGGCCCCACUGUCAAGAGCAAAUCCAUAGGAAGUGCCAAUCUAAGAUGGAAGGAGGAGUUGUCCCAUCUUAAGAAACCCAGCGUGCCAACCGGAAGCAGCUGCUCUGACCCAGACCAUCCCACUGCCACCAGCACAACAAGUCCUAGCAUGUCCAAAAAAGACACCGAGCCUGAUCUGGACUUGGACUACGACUUUAUUCUGUCUAACUCCAUCCUGCAGCAGCAGCAGCAGCAACAGCAGCAGCAGCAGCAGCAGCAGGAGGAGGCCAUGGCGUGCAGCUCGGCCCAGACCCUGUCUCCGUCCCCCAGCUCUUUCUCCUCAUCCUAUCCCCUCCCCUCCCCUCAGGGCACCGCCAGCGAGCUGCUCUAUACCAUCCCAGACAUCAGCGACGUCUCGCCCUCUGGAGGCUUUGUGGCGGAGCUCAUGAGACCCGAGUUGGACCCGGCGUACCUCCACCCCACCAGCCUCCACGGCAAGUUUGUGGUGAAGACAACAAUGGACAUGGGAGAAUACAGCCAAGGCGUAAACGUAAGCAAAGCUUGUGUUACCGCCGUUUCGGACCCGACUCCUUCCCGCGCCUCGCCGUCCUUUACGUGCCACAGGAUAAAGCAGGAGAACCCCAGUAACUGCACCAUCUCGCAGCCAAUGGACCUACACCUGGCGGGGGUGAACUCCCAGGGCCGAGGGAGCCAGCAGCAGCGCCCGUGCCAGUUAGAGCUGCACGGCUUCCCCGGUGGAGGGAGGCCUAUGACAGGCGGCAGGUUAUCCUCAUCCUCUUCCCUCUCCCCAGACCAUCCUCUGAGCCGGGAGCACCAGGUUCUGGGGCAUCCCCACUCUCAGAUCCCUCUACCUCCCCAGGGAUACCAUCAUAGCUCCCCACAGGGCUACUCCUCCUACCCUCAGCCGUCCUCCAUGCAGUACCAAGAACCCCUCAUGAUCCCCAGUGGGGACUGCUUGCCGGAGGAACCGAAGCCUAAACGUGGUAGGCGCUCCUGGCCGAGGAAGAGAGUCGCCACACACACAUGUGACUACGUCGGCUGUGGGAAAACUUAUACAAAGAGCUCCCACCUCAAAGCACAUCACCGUACACACACAGGGGAGAAGCCUUACCACUGCGACUGGGAGGGCUGCGGUUGGAAGUUUGCACGUUCGGACGAGCUAACACGCCACUACAGGAAACACACAGGCCACCGGCCGUUUCAGUGUCAGAAAUGUGACCGGGCCUUCUCAAGGUCAGACCACCUCGCUCUCCAUAUGAAGAGACACUUAUGAGACUUGGCAAUGGAUGAAGGCUACAGGAAAAUGAAAAACAUGUUAGCAAGAACCAUGAACAAACUUGUGAGCUACACUUUUGAAAAACCAUAAUUUGCCUUCAAGACGUUGUCAAGCAACAAGACAAGCUGUGGUGUUCACGGCAAAGAAAAAAACAAAAAAAAACACAGCAUUACUCCCUCAAGAGCCUAGAAUUUCUCCCAAGACUGAUCCUGGCUUCGCACGUCGUGCAGGUGACUUGAAAGGACCUCUCAGUCAGGGUUGUAAACUUUUAUGAAAGGGACCAAACUGGAAUUUGUCUUAUUUAACCGACAAAACUUGGAGGACCAGGUGCCAACAACUUUUUAACUGGAAAUGUAUUUUUGUCAGGGAAACCAGGAGCAACAGACAAACAUCUCCAGAGGCCUUAAACCAGCAACAUGCCAAUAUAGGCUCUGUUAUCAACACACUGUUCAAAAUACUGUAUUAAUAAAUACAUCUAUAUUUAUAUACACAUUUCACCUGCAAUGCCAUUAAUUUCAGGUACAAUGUUAAUUUAUACAGAAUGGUGCUCAGCGACUCUGAAGAAGGCUUUUUUUUAACUAAAGAAAAGGUACCAAAGAAUAAGGAAAAUACACAAAAACUAUGAAAAAGUGCCAUACGGUUGUUUGUGUGUUUCUUGGAAACCUCUCUUCCACAAUCUGACUUAAAUCAGGUGAACACUUCACUUAUAAAUGGUGAUGGCAAUCUUCAAUGCACUGCAGUUGCAAAGUGCAAUAAUUUAUACGAGACAUUCAUAUUUUUGUAUUGAAUGAGUAACUCUGAACAAAGAUUUUUUUUUGU